GGAGGCGGUGGCGGCGGGGGGUUCGCCUCGGCCGCCCCGCGUGAAGAGGAGGAGGAGGAGGAGGAAGAGGAGGACCGGCGCUCCAGAGGGGGAGAGGAACCGCGGGCUCGCUCACUGCUAUGGACAGUGCCAUCACUCUCUGGCAGUUCCUCCUUCAGCUCCUCCAGGAGCCUCAGAAUAAGCACAUGAUCUGCUGGACCUCUAAUGACGGGGAAUUCAAGCUACUGCAAGCAGAGGAGGUGGCCCGGCUCUGGGGCAUUCGCAAAAACAAGCCGAGCAUGAAUUACGACAAACUCAGCCGAGCUCUCAGAUACUACUAUGUGAAGAACAUCAUCAAAAAAGUGAAUGGUCAGAAGUUUGUGUACAAGUUUGUCUCCUACCCAGAGAUUUUGAACAUGGACCCCAUGACCGUGGGCAGGAUUGAGGGAGACUGUGAAAUCGCAGGUUUCACGGAAGUCAGCAGCAAUCUGAAGGAUUUGGAGAAUGGGGGGAAAGAGAAGCCACUCCAACCCUGCUCCAAGACUUCCAGCCGCAACGACUACAUUCACUCUGGCCUUUACUCUUCAUUUACCCUCAACUCUUUGAAUUCCUCCAACGUAAAGCUCUUCAAGUCGAUAAAGAUUGAGAAUCCGGCUGAGAAGAUGGCAGAGAAAAAAAUGCCCCAGGAGCCACCGCCCUCAGUCAUCAAGUUCGUAACGACGCCGUCCAAAAAGCCUCCGGCAGCACCCCUUACCUCCGCCAUUUCCACCGGCCUAAGUGUUUCCACGGCCCCAGAAGACACCCUCCAAGUCUUAGAGACUCUCAUCCCUCCCAAACUGCCUCCCCCGGAAGCCCCGGUGUCGGGACUCGAGGCGGCCACCGCUUUCCCCACAGCGUCCCCUGAGUCCUCUCUCUCCCCUCCCUUAGGGGAGACGUCCAGAUCCCCUUCCCCUCCCUUGAGUUCCAACCCAGACCUGGAUAUCGAUACAGACAUAGACUCGGUGGGCUCGCAGCCCGUAGAACUCCCCCAGAAUUUAUCUGUGGAGCCCAAAGAGCAGGAAGCAACUCUACAAGACAAGGACAGCACAAAUAACUCAUCGCGGUCCAAGAAACCCAAAGGGCUGGAACUAACGCCCACCCUCGUGAUCACAGGCAGUGACCCAAGUCCACUGGGGAUCCUGAGCCCAUCUCUCCCUACGGCUUCUCUUACGCCUGCACUUUUUUCACAGACUCCUAUCUUGCUGACGCCAAGCCCCUUGCUCUCCAGUAUUCACUUUUGGAGCACUCUCAGUCCUGUCGCUCCCUUGAGUCCAGCCAGACUGCAAGGUGCUAGCACUCUUUUCCAGUUUCCUUCAGUGUUGAACAGUCAUGGGCCAUUUACGCUCUCCAGCCUGGAUGGACCUUCCACACCUGGCCCCUUUUCCCCAGACCUUCAGAAAACAUAACACAUGAACUUGUGGACAGGGAGAACUGGGGAACAAAGAAGGAAGAGACGUCCAAUGAAUCCACAUUUAAAAGGAGCAUUUUGUAAUUCCACAGAGCUGAUAAGGGAGGGACACUUGUGAUUUUUGCCCAUUCCCAGGUUAAAAAAAAACCCAACAAACCAUUUUGGAAUUUUCUUUGGUAGGACUCAAGUGGGAAUGGAAAUGGAAAUGCCUUAACUGGAGUCAAGACUCCACCUCUCAUCUCCCUCUUUCCCUCUGGUAAGAAGAUUUCAGUUCGGGUAACAAGAGCCUUUUGGGGGAAUACAGUGACUGAAUCUGCUCUGACCGAAGCCAGUGAAAGCGAGAGAUCUUUUCCUUUUUGCUGCCAGAACCCACCAGCGGAAAGAAGAUUCAUGAUCAAAAUCGAUGAUUCCUUCAAGCUGGUCUUGAAACUGACCACCCCUUACUUAAGACUGUUGGUUUCCCUGAGUACCCCGUAAUUUUCACCUGGUCACGUACAGCAGAAAGCUGAAUAUCAUUUCUCUUUCAUACAGGGUGAAAUUUGAACACUUUCUGUAGGAAAGAGUCAAGCCAGUGUUGGGGUGAAGCACAGAAGAGACAACUCAGCAGAGGCAUCUAGUUUCCGUUUCUGUAAGAUGGUUGUCAGCCCAUUUAGGCUACAGGGUGAUCUUGUCUGAACUUGUCAAGAAAGUAUGGGAUGGUGGUUGUGUUCUCCAACUGCUGUAGCCUAAGGGGCCUCUUUAACUCAAGAUGACAAGCGUUGGUUUGAAACCCAGUCCUUGGACGAUCCACCAAGAAGGUGGGACUCCACAUCUGGCAUGGAAACAUUGGCCGCUUUCUGGGUGGUGUGGUUGUACACCCACUGACUGCAAAGUCACGCGUAGGUGGUCAAUAGGCUUUUGUGAGGAUGGGGCUGAGUUGUUGAGAACGCUAGGCAGGCCUGGUGAGAUACAGAAUUGAGCAAUCGGAGAGAACACUUAUUGCUUUUUCUCAGUCCAAAAGCAUACCCAAAGUGGAGGCCCCUUACUUUCUAUUACCUCAAAGUCCAUUGUUCAUCCUUUGUGGUUUGGUUUUUUUUCAUGCUUUUUUCUUUUCA
This is a messenger RNA of Ornithorhynchus anatinus (platypus), 2520 nucleotides long. RefSeq names its product ETS transcription factor ELK4 (gene ELK4). The record is from RefSeq and is a predicted model, not a curated record. Bases 120 to 1424 code for a protein of 434 amino acids. Gene Ontology annotation, cellular component: nucleus. Gene Ontology annotation, molecular function: sequence-specific DNA binding; DNA-binding transcription factor activity, RNA polymerase II-specific. Gene Ontology annotation, biological process: regulation of transcription by RNA polymerase II; cell differentiation. The transcript is spliced from 5 exons. Lineage: Eukaryota; Metazoa; Chordata; Mammalia; Monotremata; Ornithorhynchidae.